CCUCUUAUCUCUCUGAUGGCUUUUGGACAUAGUUUGCUUGUGCCCAUGGAAGUGGAAGACAAAUGCCUGACUGAAAAUAACACAACCCGAAUGGAUUUAUAUGCCAAGAUUGAUCAAGCAAAAACUGAGGGACAUUUCGAAAAUAUCGAAAUGAAUUACAUGUGCUAUGUGCACUGCGCAGCAGCCGAGCUGGAGAUUCUUGACGCCAACGAGCAAUUGGACAUUGAGGUGUUCAAGCAGAUGGAGCACUUGCAGGAGGAGAAUGCGGAAGUUAUCGAGGAAUGCCAUCGCGUGAUUAGCCAGGUCGAGGACAAGUGUGCUUAUGCCUUUCAAAUGUUGGUAUGUUAUAUCAAAAACUAUCGUAUAGUGGAGUACCUUAAUAUAAUGCCAGGCAAACAAUAAUUUGCUGAGACGCGACAGAAACAAAACUAAUGC
Molecule: messenger RNA, 435 nt
Organism: Drosophila navojoa
Lineage: Eukaryota; Metazoa; Arthropoda; Insecta; Diptera; Drosophilidae
Product: general odorant-binding protein 57c-like
Molecular function (GO): odorant binding
Source: RefSeq, a predicted model, not a curated record